AUGAUAGCAGAUCAAAGUGUCAUGAUGGAGAAUAUGAAUACAAAAAUAGAAGGUAAUGACGGAGGAAGUGCGGGAAAUAAACGCCCGUAUGAAAACGAUCAGCAGCAACAACCACAGCAGCCCAGCCAACUAGAAGUUAAACGUAGUCGAAUAUCUAAAGUUGAUUGUCGGUUCUUGUUACAAAGUAGAGAUGCAGGAUGUAUCAUUGGUAAAGGUGGUAAAACAAUUCAACAAUUACGGACGACACACCGUACAAUUAUUCAGGUUCCAGACUGUGAUGCGCCAGAACGAGUUUUAACCAUUACAGGUGACAUGGAACAAAUUCUUGAAUGUGUUGCUAACAUUUUAAACGUUAUAUCUGAAAAUCAACGUGUUCGACCAGAUAUAUCAGAAAUACGUGCAUUAAUUCAUCAGAGUCAAGCCGGAGCUAUUAUUGGCAAAGGUGGUCAGCGUGUUAAAGAAUUUCGUGAGAAAUACAAUCUUGAUGUAAAAGUGUAUCCUCAAUGUGCUCCUGGUGGCUCAACUGAAAGAUGUAUAUCGAUGCGUGGUCAACGUGAAGAUGUCAUGCGUUGUUUAAAGGAAGUAUAUAGUAUACUAGAAUCAGUUCCCCCACGUGGCCCAUCGCGAUAUUAUGAUCCGAAUAAUUACGACGGUUAUAAUGUACAAGAAUAUGGUGGAUUUCCAGAUGGUCAAAAUCAGCAAAGACGUGGCGGUUUUAACAAUAACAAUAACAAUCGAAACAAUUACAAUAAUUUCAAUAAUAAUAAUAAUAAUAACAAUUACAAUCAACAGCAGGGUUGGAAUAAUGGUGGAAAUGAUGGUUAUGGCGGACGUGGAGGAGGAAAUUAUAAUGAUUAUGAUUCACGUGGCGGGAACAGCCAAGGAAAUGCGCCUGGUUUAACUACUACACAAGUAACGAUACCAAAUGAUUUAGCAGGUUGCGUAAUUGGAGCUCGUGGAUCUCGUAUAUCACAAAUAAGACAACAAUCAGGAGCUGAAGUUCGAAUUGAUAGUCAACCAUUACAGGAUACAAAUGAUCGCGUUAUUUCAAUAACAGGCACUCCUCAACAAAUUCAACAAGCUCAGUAUUUAUUGCAAAUGGCUGUUAAGCAAUCUGGUUUAUGGCAAGGGCAAAAUUAA
Messenger RNA from Didymodactylos carnosus, 1140 nucleotides. Lineage: Eukaryota; Metazoa; Rotifera; Eurotatoria; Philodinida; Philodinidae. The record is from the annotation of a GenBank genome assembly.